Messenger RNA from Rhodofomes roseus, 750 nucleotides. RefSeq lists its product as uncharacterized. Lineage: Eukaryota; Fungi; Basidiomycota; Agaricomycetes; Polyporales; Fomitopsidaceae. Gene Ontology annotation, biological process: lipid homeostasis. Gene Ontology annotation, cellular component: membrane. The record is from RefSeq and is a predicted model, not a curated record. The transcript is spliced from 2 exons. Bases 1 to 750 code for a protein of 249 amino acids.
AUGUCUGGCAUCCCGAACGACUCGGAGUCGUCCUCGACGCGUCCCGCCCCCGCAUGGCAGCGUGCAGCCCAAACCAUCCUCACGAGGCUCUCCCAUGGCUCAACUCCGUUCAUAACGACGUUCGUCCUGAUCCAUCUGACGGCGCCCGCCCUGGCAAGCUUGGGCGGUACAACGCUGUCGUCGCAGGUGAUGCUCCUCGGGCGCGAAUACUACCAAACACCCUUCGGCGAGAAAUACCUCGUCCUCCUCCCGCUGCUCGUCCACCCGCUCUCCAGCCUCGCAAAGCGCCUCCUGGCACCCCGGCCCGCGCGCCGCGCCACGAGCGUGCUCAGCCUGGCGGGGUACGCCGCCACGCUCCUGCUUGCCGUGCACUUCCUCACGCACCGCGUGCACCCCGCGGACGCCGCGCCGCCUGUGCUCGCACUCUCGCCCGCCGAGCUCGACUACGAGUACGUCAAGUACGCGCUGCAGGCGUGGCCGUGGCGCGCGUGGUUCGGCUACGUCGCGCUCACGGCUGCGGUCGCGGGCCAUGCGGCGGAGGGCGCGAAGGUCGUGUGGAAUACGUGGCUGAGGGACAUGCUUGGAGGGUGGAGGGGCGGCCCAGGGAGGGUGGCGGGCGUGGUGGCGGCGGUGGUCGUACCCGUGGUGUCGGGCUUGUGGGUAAUCUCCUCGGAGCCCCUCAUGGUGUUUGGCUCGACUGCUGUCAGAUUCCAUGCGGCGUUUACCAAGUCUUUGGUUUACCGAUUAUGA